AUGGUCAACGGAAUCAUUAUCGAAAGCCAAUUCGCUCUCCACCAUAUUCAUAACACAGAACAGUUAGGUUUCGACUGCCGUGCGUAUUCGAAGUAUAAAUAUGGUGAUGCUACUCGGGCAGCUGAAUUCGGAAGAGCUCUUUGUGAUGGAUUUGUCAAAAAAUAUAGCGAUUUGUUAUUAACAUGUAACCGUCAGUUUAUGGGUAUUUCAUCGCCAAAGGGUUUAGUUCCACCUGCUGCAUAUUACAUGUUUCAAUCAUUUUUAAAUGAGUUGAAUCUCUAUUUGACUGCAAACGGACGUCCAGCAGCAGUAGAACACAAUAUAAAGCGUGUAAGUACGAUGAGUGCAGAUUACUCACAACUGGAAACAGAUCAACGUUUUGCUCAUUUGACAAAAGAAGGCUAUUCAAUUGAUAAGAAACCACUCGAAGGAAAAUUCCUUCUCAUCAUUGACGAUAUUCGUAUUACCGGUUCGCAUGAAAAAAUUAUAGUUCAACUGCUCAAAUCUUUGUCUAUUGAAAAUCCACGUAUUUUUCUUUACUUUGCUCAAUUAUUAAAUCCAGAGGUUGCAGCCACUUUUGAACACGAACUAAAUACUUGUGCUGUGUCAUGUCUUGAUGAUAUUUAUUCCAUGUUACAAGACUCACAUUGUAACUUUGCAAUUAAUACACGACUUGUCAAAGGAAUUCUUCGAGCAGAUGAGAAGCAACUUGAUGCUUUUCUCGAACGUAUUGAUAUAAAACUAUUGAUUCAGUUGUAUGAAGCAUGCUUGGCUGCCAAUUAUCAUAAUAUAGAUGCAUUUUCAUCAAACUUUCAAAAGAUCAAAACGUGUUUUAAUGAAAAACAAAAAAAGAAUCCUAUCGAUUAA
Adineta ricciae is the source of this 867-nucleotide messenger RNA. NCBI's taxonomy places the organism in Eukaryota, Metazoa, Rotifera, Eurotatoria, Adinetida, Adinetidae. The record is from the annotation of a GenBank genome assembly.